Pediculus humanus corporis (human body louse) is the source of this 1665-nucleotide messenger RNA. RefSeq names its product Esterase FE4 precursor, putative. Lineage: Eukaryota; Metazoa; Arthropoda; Insecta; Psocodea; Pediculidae. The transcript has 8 exons. Bases 1 to 1665 code for a protein of 554 amino acids. The record is from RefSeq and is a predicted model, not a curated record.
AUGCCUUUUGAACAAGUUGUUUUAGAAACUUCAAAUGGAUUCAUUCGUGGAAAAAUGUGUGUUUCUGCGAGAAAUAAUAAAAGUUCUUUUAUAAGUUUUCAAGGUAUCCCGUAUGGAGAACCACCCAUCGGUGAUUUGCGAUUUAAGGCUCCUCUACCGGUUAAACCAUGGAUAGGAAUAAGAGACGCAUUAGCCGAAGGACCGGUUGCACCAUCUUUUAAUUUUUUUUUAGACCGUUUUGAACCAACUCAAGAUGAAAACUGUUUGUUUUUAAAUGUUUACACGCCAAAAGUACCCUCGAACAAAUCAGAAGACAUUUCAAUUCCGGUUAUGUUUUGGAUUCACGGAGGAGGUUUUUAUACAGGAUCAGGAAACACUGAUUUUUUCGGUCCUGAUUAUUUAAUAACCGAAAAUGUAGUUCUUGUAACUAUUAAUUAUCGAUUAGGCCCAUUGGGAUUUUUAAGUCUUCAAACGAAACAAUGCCCUGGAAAUAACGGUUUGAAAGACAUUAUUUUAGCAUUGAAAUGGUGUAAAACAAACAUUUCAAAAUUUGGAGGAAACCCGGACAAUAUAACACUAUUUGGAGAAAGUGCCGGUGGAGCUGCUAUUCAUUAUUUGUCUAUUUCUAAAGCUGCAAAAGGACUUUUCCACAAGGCCAUAUUACAAUCGGGAGUGGCAAUAAAUCCAUGGGCUUUAUGUAGGAAACCCAGAGAAUGUGCAUUUCAAUUGGGAGAAGUUCUUGGAUGUAAAACAUCAGACGAUGAUGAAUUAUUAAAAUUUUUAAGAGGAGUCAGUGCAGAAUUAAUAAUAAGAGAAGGAAGACACGUUUUAAAACAAGUUGAGAUUGACGAAUAUUUCUUGGAAAAUGCUUUUCUUCCAUGCAUAGAACCAGAAUCUGAAGAAGCAGUUUUAACAAAUCAUCCAGAAGAUUUUUAUUUAAAAGGGGAAAAAAUUGAUGUACCUUAUCUAAUUGGUUUUAACACAUUAGAGGGCCUCAUUAUGGUUGCAUUAAAAAGUGAUAAAAUAAUCAAUAAAGAAAAUUAUAAAGAUAAUUUAUAUAAAUUACUUCCGAAAAAUUUAAAUGUCGAACCGGGAACAAAUACAUCAGAAGAAAUAAUUAAAAGAAUCGAAAAUUAUUAUUUUCCAAAUGGAUUCGAAGAAAAAAAUUUAAUAAAUGCUCUUUCUGAUAUAUAUUUUUUAAACGGCAUUAAUCAAGUUAUCGAGUAUCAUUCUGCUUUUUCUGGAAAAACAAAUAAUCCGACAUUUGUUUACAAAUUUUCUUACGAUGGUGAAACUUUUACGUUGAAAAAAUUAUUAGGAUGCCACGACUGGAAAGGCGAUUUUUAUAAUUGGGGAUGUUUUUUAGGUACUUGUCACGGAGACGAAGUUAGUUACUUGUUCAAACAUUACAUUUCUGAAUCUACAAUUAUACCCGAUUCGAAAGAUUUCAAAGUUAUGGAAAUGGUAACGAAAAUAUGGACGGAUUUUGCUAAAUUUGGUAACCCAUCUUCGAAUGAUUGGCUUCCGAUUUCUAAAAAUAAAUUACCCUACAUGGAAAUUGAUUUUAAUUUAACUCAGAAAACUUUCGACGAAAGAGCAAAUUUUACAUUUUGGAAAAAAAUUAAGGAAAUCGCAUGUGAAAAUCAAGCUAAUUGCAAACUUUAA